This is a messenger RNA of Panonychus citri (citrus red mite), 2194 nucleotides long. RefSeq lists its product as uncharacterized. Gene Ontology annotation, molecular function: protein binding. The record is from RefSeq and is a predicted model, not a curated record. The transcript has 6 exons. The coding region runs from base 1070 to 2170 and encodes 366 amino acids. NCBI's taxonomy places the organism in Eukaryota, Metazoa, Arthropoda, Arachnida, Trombidiformes, Tetranychidae.
AACAAAUAGAGCAGAAAAAGUAAAUUCGUCAUUUUCUUUCGACAACCAAGAGAUGGCGCUCAGAAGAUUUUUAGGUUAGCCGCGGAUUUUUAAAAAUCGACACAUUUGAGUUCGAUAAAAGAAACACUUGAACAUCUUUGAAACUUGAUUCAAAUUCAAAUUAAUUUUGAGAGUUUAAUUUAUUUUCCACUGAAAAGUGAAAAUUGAAACUUCGGCCCAUGUGAUUUAAUUCCCAGUUUCUUUUGUAUGUUUAUAUUUAUAUAAAUAAAUACACUCGAUGUAAAAAAAUGAAAUUAAGGUAAUAGUUUUCAAUCAAACAAUCGUUACCACAUCUCGGAGAGCAUCAAAUCAAUUUUAUAAAACAAAAUUGAUAGUAAUCAAGCUAAUCAGUUGUUUAAGUGAAAAAUUUGACAAAAGUCGUGAAAUCAGCGAGGAUAAUCACUCACGUAAUUAUUACUUAAUUUAUAUAGUUUUAAUCGCACGUUUUGGAAUUAAAGUGAAACCAAAUGAAUCUUAGAAGAGAAAGUUGAUUAACGAAUCAUUGAGAACAUCUCUGUACAGAAUUAUUCUUACGAGACCUAUUAAACGCGUUAAAAACACUCCUUUUGUCUCAUCCAAAAAAAGCGCUUGUUCUUAGUAAUUAAUCAGCUGUUUCUCGAGUAAAUUUGACAAAUUCAAUUUGUGUUUCUUAGUUUUUUUCGGAACAGCCUAUUCGACCAGAAAUCUCUGGUCAUAUAGUCCCCGAGCCUAAAUAACCAGAGAGAAAAGUAUAAUCAGUUUUCAACUCUAAUUAGUGAAUUCUUAUUUAAUUAAUGAAAAGUGAUCAAUUAAAUAGUAAAAAAAGAAAUACUAGUGAAAAAAUUAACAAUUGUUUCAGAGAAUUCAGUUUUCUUUUUCAUGUGAAAAUAUCUCAUGUGGUAUCAGUGCUUCUGGAUUUUGAUCUCAAAAUUUGCCUUUAACUGAAUUAACAUUGGAUUCAAUUCAUUAAGACUUGAUCCCAUUUCUGGCUAUUUAGGCUUAACCGUUUUUUUCUCAAGUUUUUGAAUAAUUAAUAAAUGGAAUUAUAAUUAUGUCAUUCAAUAAUUUACCAGAUAAUUGUCUUUGGAAGAUCUUUGGAAAUGUUCAUGAGGCCAAAGAUUUGAUUCGAUUGUCUAAAGUUUGUUCGAGAUGGUCUGAUUUAAUUACGCCGAGACUUAAUCAAGUAAAAUAUCUUCAUUUGGUGGAUGGCCAAAAUGAUUACAUUGAUAAGUACACAUUGUACAUAAGUUCUGGUACGGAUUGGAAAGAUUACAAUUUAAUGGAAUCGUUUCCAAAUCUUAAGAUUAUAGAGGUUUCGUCGCCUGAUCAUCUUCCAUUUGGUAAUUUCAACAAAAAUCCAAAAAUAAAAGGAUUGAUUGAUCUUCAUGAUGAUAUUAAAGAUGAUUUCAAAUUGGAAAACAUCGAAAUGUUUGCUUCAGAACGUUAUGAUCUCGAUUAUGAAAAAGUUUUUCGACCUGAUCAGCUGAAACAGGUUAACUGGCGCAAUUUUGAUUUGUAUGAUCUUCCUUCAUUCAUUAAAUAUUUUCCAAAUCUAAAGCGACUUCACUUAGAGACUGAUGAAGAGGACCAAGUUUUUUACAAUGGACCGAAUUUGUCUUCGUUAAAGAUUCUUGAACUUUGUACAGAUUCGGUUACCAGUUUCCAUUUUAUGGAUUUUUGUCCCUCUUUGGAAAGCGCUUUCAUCUUAUGUUGGGCAGAGGUUAUUCAUGUAGAUGAAUCGAUAAAGAAUUACAAUUUAAGAGAUUUGGUUAUCGAUGGUUCUACAGAUUUAUCGAGGCCAUUACUACAAAGACUACUUUCCAAAUUUCCUAAUUUACAUCAUCUAGCGAUCAGACACAACGAUGUGUUUGUUGAUAGUGAUUCAGAAGAAUUGGUAAAAUUAUUACCAAAGUUGAAAAUAUUGGACUUGAGAACAUGUGUUAAUGUAACUGAAAAAUCAGCUGAUAUUCUGUCCAAAUUUUGUGUCAAAGAGAAUCGAUCAAUUGUUAUGUAUUACGAUUGUGUAAAAGAGCCGAUCGAAUGGCCUAAAUUGGUAGACAUGCAAUACGAACCCAUUUGCUAUGGAUUCGAUUUCAUGAAACAUUGUUUUUAUAAAACUCUCCUUUAUCUUCCAAUUUUCAUUGAUGAAUAAAAUCGAAACACAAUGUAAAAACAC